Messenger RNA from Gossypium raimondii (Peruvian cotton), 1959 nucleotides. RefSeq lists its product as hypothetical. The transcript is spliced from 5 exons. The record is from RefSeq and is a predicted model, not a curated record. The coding region runs from base 154 to 1731 and encodes 525 amino acids. Lineage: Eukaryota; Viridiplantae; Streptophyta; Magnoliopsida; Malvales; Malvaceae.
CCCAAAACCGAAACCCCGGUCCCCUCUAAAACCCUAAAUUGACAUUCUCUUCACUAAAAUCUUUUAGGACAAUUAGGGUUUAGCUCUUGAAACCUUUCUUCUCAACAUCGUAACUCUAAAUUCCACAAUUUUUAGUUAUUUUUAGCUGACGCCAUGGCUUUAUCUAUGAAAGCUUCUACGAAUUCCCCAAAACCCAGUUUCCUAAUUGGCGAAAACUACCAUCUUUCUCUAAAACAAUCCAUGGAAGACCUUUUAGCUGAAACCCACAAAAAAACCCCAAAUUUCUCUGGUUUCAUUGAUAAAUUCCACAGUUUAAUGCAAGCAAAAUUCGACCCACCACUGGAAUCAAUCUGGGUAUACACUGCUUUGUCGUUUCGAAGCCGUAAUUUCGAAAAAGGAGAUCCUUUGAAUCGAUUAUCAAUCAUAAAUGAUCUCUUUCAGCUAGUUUCUUCUUGCUCAAGUCCCUGUAAUUCUUCCAAAAGCAUAGCAUUGCUUGCACCAAUUGUUUUCGAGGUUUAUAAAUUAGUUGUGGAAGUACUAGGAAAGGACUCAAGGAAAGUGAAUAAAAGGAUUAAGUCUCUUGUUGAAGUGAUCAUUGGGUAUAUAAGCAUGUGUUGUUGUAAGGGUUUUAGUGAGGAAAGUGAAAACAUUGAUAUGGAUUUGGUGAUUCCAGUUGAGGAUUUAGUUUCUAUUUGGAUAGAUAGAAAUGUAAAUUUACAAUCUUUUUUGCCAUUAGUGAGUAGUGAGAUUUGUGGAAUGAUUAGUGAAAGAGGGUUUAAUGUGAAUUACUUGGCUGGUGUGGUUAUGGUGGAAGCAUUUUUGUUGAAACUUUGCUUGGAUUUAAGGAUUGGGAUUGAAGGGAUUGUGUUAGAAAAAGAGCUAAAAAGUUGGGCUGUCGCUUCAAUUUCCAGCUUUCACAACUUUUAUUUCUUUGAAAUGCUUACGAGGAUGUUGCUGCAGCCAGCUUUGCCAGUGACUGCCUUGGUGGGACCCGAAGAUGGAAAUCUGCUGAAAAAUAUUCUGUAUGAUGCUGUUAUUUUGGUAGAGUACACUUUCCUCAAGUCCAAGACAGUUCACCUAUCAAAUGAGCACGUAAAAGGUAUUGCCAUGACAAGAUUGGUUGUCACGCUUGAGGCCAUCGAGUUAUUCAGAAAAAACAGGGAUCAAAAAAGAGCUACUUGUUAUACAAGUGCCUUUGCGAAUUCCCAUUUACAUUCUCAAAUAACCAAAUGGAUCUCGACCCUGAUCAGCUCAGAUGAGAAAGCCGGAGGAGUAAGUGGAUCCUCACCUAAAGCUCUUAUAAAGCGGCUAUUGAAGCUUGAGAAACAAGGGAUAAAGCUAUUCAGCAAUAGCAUAUUGAAAUACCAUGCAAAAUUACUCGUCGGCGAUUCCAAGGAAGUUGAUGAGCAAUCGGUAACAAAGGUAGAGGAGAAGAAACUCGAGGAUGAUGAACCGUUGUUUUCCCUUGAUGACAGAGAAGAUGAAAAAAAUGAAGCUAUGACAGCAGCAUAUGUGGCUGCCGCCCGAUCGAUGAGGCUGAUAAAUGAUAACUCGAGGGAAAAAAGAAAAGGAAGUGAGGGUGAAGAAAAGGAAAAGAUCAAGUAUUUUAAGUAUGAUCUUUCAAGCAAAUCUAAAGCAGCUAAAGAGAAGGUCUCGGUUUCAGGCUCGGACUCGGGUGCCUCUGAUGAUGAUAUGAGCAGUGACAGUGAAGUUGAUAACCCGCUCGUGUAGGAUGAUGCGUCUCAUGUGAAUGCCGAGAUGAACGGCGACGACAAAAACAACAAUAACAAAAAGGAAAUUAAUUUGAUCAUAAUUUGUUGAAAGGAACAUAAAUCUAAAGAGCAGAUCAUAUUUAAAGCACUAAGCUUGGAUUAUUGUUGCUGUUAGGAAAAAAAUUUGGCUUGCAAAAUAAUUUUUUAAAGUAUGGUUUUUUACUCGUUAAUAGAUAUUGAUUCAUUA